Molecule: messenger RNA, 1575 nt
Organism: Megalops cyprinoides (Indo-Pacific tarpon)
Lineage: Eukaryota; Metazoa; Chordata; Actinopteri; Elopiformes; Megalopidae
Product: histone H3-like centromeric protein CSE4
Exons: 7
Coding region: 105-929 (274 amino acids)
Cellular component (GO): nucleosome
Molecular function (GO): structural constituent of chromatin; DNA binding; protein heterodimerization activity
Source: RefSeq, a predicted model, not a curated record
GUUCCCAUUGUGUGAACGACAGUAAAAUACUGACACGGCCAGAAUAGCCAAACAUUUAUUUCAUCAUCUAUAAUCGCUCUUUUUGCAGGUGAUCUUCAGCUGCCAUGGCUCGUACCAAGCAGACCGCUCGUAAGUCAACUGGAGGCAAAGCUCCGAGGAAGCAGCUGGCCACUAAAGCUGCCCGCAAGAGUGCCCCCUCUACUGGUGGGGUGAAGAAGCCCCAUCGCUACAGGCCCGGCACUGUGGCCCUGCGUGAGAUCCGUCGGUACCAGAAAUCCACUGAGCUGCUGAUCCGCAAGCUGCCCUUCCAGCGGCUGGUGAGGGAGAUCGCCCAGGACUUCAAGACCGACCUGCGUUUCCAGAGUGCCGCCAUUGGUGCCCUGCAGGAGGCCAGUGAGGCAUACCUGGUGGGCCUGUUUGAGGACACCAACCUGUGCGCCAUCCACGCCAAGCGUGUCACCAUCAUGCCCAAAGACAUCCAGCUGGCUCGCCGUAUCCGCGGGGAGCGUUCAGCUGCCAUGGCUCGUACCAAGCAGACCGCUCGUAAGUCAACUGGAGGCAAAGCUCCGAGGAAGCAGCUGGCCACUAAAGCUGCCCGCAAGAGUGCCCCCUCUACUGGUGGGGUGAAGAAGCCCCAUCGCUACAGGCCCGGCACUGUGGCCCUGCGUGAGAUCCGUCGGUACCAGAAAUCCACUGAGCUGCUGAUCCGCAAGCUGCCCUUCCAGCGGCUGGUGAGGGAGAUCGCCCAGGACUUCAAGACCGACCUGCGUUUCCAGAGUGCCGCCAUUGGUGCCCUGCAGGAGGCCAGUGAGGCAUACCUGGUGGGCCUGUUUGAGGACACCAACCUGUGCGCCAUCCACGCCAAGCGUGUCACCAUCAUGCCCAAAGACAUCCAGCUGGCUCGCCGUAUCCGCGGGGAGCGUGCUUAGACACCUCCUCCUCGGCCCAUUCCCUCUCCUCACCAUGCCAGUCCAUCUUCCCCUCCCUUCCUUAACCUUCCUUUCCCCGUACCCCUUCUUUUGUUGGUAGUGUGUAGAGUAACAAUGAAUAUGGCGAGAAUUAAGUGUGUAGUCCUGUCUUUCUUAGUGCUGUUGGCAGCAGACUUUUAGGGUACCUUUUUGUGCAUGUACCAGCUUGGUGCUGAUCAGAUGCACAGACACACAGAAGCAUCAAACCAGCUGAUCCUGAGCUUGGCUGCCCAUCUUUGUGUGUUGAGGGAGUUGAUGAGGCUAGGAGGUAUUCAUUGAGAAUGGGGCAGUGUAAUAGACUGUUAGGCGGGUGGAGUGUCAGACGGGUUUAUGGGACAGGAGGGCGGCGGUCAGGGCUGGUCUGUUGAGGGUGCGACAGCUUCCUCAGCAGGGUGCUAGAAGAACUGCCCUGACUGGCCCUUCUUGCCCCAGAACACCUGAGAGAGGAGGUGUCAAGUUAGGCAUAUCAUACUGUUUUGUGGGGAUUGGGGUGGUCUUGCUUUCUGUGUGUAGGUGUAUGCGCUGAUCAGCACAGCAAAUUGUAUUCAACUGCUAAGCAUCUCUUGGUUGAGCAAUGAUUACUCUUUUUUGUUAUUAUGGUGUCUUU